GCCGCUGAGCACCCUCCUCCCCUCGCUGAGGCGAGGGGCUGCCCGCGGGGCCGCGGCCACAUAAAGCGGCGAGCGGCUGCGCGUUUCCCGCCGCCCCUCAGGCGGCAGCCACCCCCCGCCUCCGCCCCGCCGCGCUCGGGGCUGGCCGGGAGGCGCGGGGCAGCCCCGCGGCGCCGACGAUGGAGCCGCCGGUGCCGUCGCCUCAGGAGCAGCCGCCGCGCUCUCGCUCCCACACGGUCACCACCACCAGCAGCUCCUUCACCGCCAACCUGUCGGCCAGCUCCAGCACCCUCGCUUACGACAGGGAGUUCCUGCGGACUCUGCCCGGGCUCCUCAUGGUGACCGAGAUCGUGUUGGGGCUGCUGGUGUGGACUCUGAUUGCUGGAACAGAAUACUUUCUAUAUCCGGCCUUCGGCUGGGUGAUGUUUGUAGCAGUGUUCUACUGGGUUCUUACCGUCUUCUUUCUGAUCAUCUACAUGACAAUGACCUACACCAGAAUCCCCCAGGUGCCAUGGACCACGGUGGGUCUGUGUUUUAAUGGAAGUGCCUUCAUUUUGUACCUCAUUGCUGCCAUUGUAGAUGCAGCGUCAGUUACCAAAGAACUGGACAGUCACAAUUACAACAGCUGGGCAGCUUCUUCAUUCUUUGCCUUUGUGGUUACCUCCUGCUAUGCCGGAAAUACGUAUUUUAGCUUUAUAUCUUGGCGAUCACGAACUUUGCAGUAAAUAGUUUGUUAAAAUGAAUUCUGUAGUAUAAAAUACCUUGAGAAUCACACUUUUUCGACAAAAGCUUGGAAGAGGGAUGAGGUAUUUUUGAACACUUCUGUUAGAGUUGACACAAUAAGUUUUAAGAUGAGAUUAAAUGAUUAUUUAUAAUGCAGUUCCAUCUUUAGAGACAUCUAACACUCUCUUUGUACUGUAUAAUAAAAUUUCAUACUGCUUCUUUUAACAUGGUAUUUUUCCAGACAUUGUAUAGAUGUUACUACUGAACCGUUAAUAAAUGUUACUCAAACAAUGUGCCAAUUUUGUAAAUGUAACUGUUAAAAUGUUACAGGUAUACUUUUGAUACUGAAUGCUACAAAUCAAAACUAAGAUUGUAUUGGUUUUAUGUAUAAAAAAUGACAUUGUGCAGAAAAAAAACCCACCCAAAACUUCAAAAAUAAAGAAAAUAUAGACCCGA
This is a messenger RNA of Colius striatus (speckled mousebird), 1179 nucleotides long. RefSeq names its product CKLF like MARVEL transmembrane domain containing 8 (gene CMTM8). Gene Ontology annotation, cellular component: membrane. Gene Ontology annotation, molecular function: structural constituent of myelin sheath. The transcript is spliced from 4 exons. NCBI's taxonomy places the organism in Eukaryota, Metazoa, Chordata, Aves, Coliiformes, Coliidae. The record is from RefSeq and is a predicted model, not a curated record. Gene Ontology annotation, biological process: myelination. The coding region runs from base 180 to 725 and encodes 181 amino acids.